ACGCGGCAGCCUUCGUCUCAAAGUCUUGGGAAGAUGGAGCCGCCGACGACGACGACGGCAACGGGGGCCAUCACCCUCCGGACGUUCGACCUCGCCGACGUCGACGACUACAUGGUGUGGGCCUCCGACGACCGCGUCACGGCCCUCUGCCGAUGGGACAGCUACACCGACAAGGAGGCCCUCCUCCGGUACAUGCGCGACGUGGUGGUGCCCCACCCCUGGUGCCGCGCCAUCUGCAUCGACGGACGCCCUAUCGGCGCCAUCUCCGUCUACCCCGGCGCCGGGCGCGACGGGUGCAAGGGAGAGCUGGGCUACGUGCUAGCCGCCGCCCACUGGGGCCGCGGCUACGUCACGGAGGCGGUUCGGCAGGCGAUGGCGGCCGUGUUCCGGGAGCUGCCGGGGCUGGAGCGGGUGGAGGCGCUGGUGGACGUCGACAACAGGGCGUCGCAGAGGGUGCUGGAGAAGGUGGGCUUCCAGAGGGAGGGCGUGCUGAGGAAAUCCAUGCUGAUCAGGGGAACUACCAGGGACACGGUCAUCUUUGGCUUUCUCUCCACCGAUCCUUUGCUGCCUUUAGCUUCCAAGCGAUCAUCUCAGUGAUUUCCUUUGCUGUUACUGAAGUUGUUCUAAAGUAACUAUUCUAUGAAAAAAUGUGCUAUGAUCUCUAAAUUAUUCAUUUUUAAUAUCUACAAGAAUUUUGGUUCAUUA
This is a messenger RNA of Zingiber officinale, 705 nucleotides long. Its product is annotated as putative [ribosomal protein S5]-alanine N-acetyltransferase. Bases 34 to 597 code for a protein of 187 amino acids. Gene Ontology annotation, molecular function: acyltransferase activity, transferring groups other than amino-acyl groups. The transcript has a single exon. Lineage: Eukaryota; Viridiplantae; Streptophyta; Magnoliopsida; Zingiberales; Zingiberaceae. The record is from RefSeq and is a predicted model, not a curated record.